AUGGUGCAAAAGAAAUCGGUAGAAGAAAGACUGCAGAUUAUCAAAGAGAAGAAGCUGUGCUUUAACUGCCUACGCCCAACUGGAUCAAGCCACACAAGUGCCACYUGUAAACGUCCUGGUUGUUUGAUUGAAGGUUGCAGCAAGAAGCAUCAYGUACUUCUACAUCGUGCCCAAAAGGAAAAUGACGAACAGAAAGCAUCGACGACAAUGAGUGAAAGUCAAGGUUCAUUAUCCAAUCAAGUAAAAGGCCAUUCAGGGCUACUUACUGGCGUCUUUGGAGCUGAUGUCAACAAUCAGAUCAGGUUACUGCCUACAGCGUUAGCAAGACUCCAUUGCAAUGGUAAAGAGCUAAUGGUUCGUGUGCWAGUGGAUAGUGGAAGUGAUCAUUCUUACAUUCGUAGAGAAGUUGCACAAGCACUAAAUUUGCCGUCCAAUGGUCCAUCAAAGUCGAUGACAAUAUCCAUGCACGGAGGACAAACAAGGAAGACGAAAGUUGAGAAYGUUAAUUUUCAGGUAUCACCUAUCCAUGACUUUAAUAAGAAAGUCGAGUUGUCAGCAUGGUCAGUAGAAACAGUUUGUUCACCGCUAGAACCAGUUCAAGUAGACAUGUCAAGGUAUAACCAUCUUGGAGAUCUUGAUUUUGCUGACGAGUAUCCAAGAGGAACGGUAGCAAUUGAUUUGCUGAUAGGUGCUGAUCAAUGGGAUCAAGUCAUGUUGAAUGGAAUCCGAAAGGGUCCUCUACAUACACCAUUUGCCAUGAAUUCCAUAUUUGGAUGGCUGCUGCUAGGAUGUUCCGGAAAGUCUACGAUGCAAGACAUACAGAAUGACAAGUUAGCUACCAACCUAAAUACUGUUGUUUGUAUUAGAGAAGAUGCAGAGAAUGAUGAAGAUUCCUUCAGCCUAAAGAAGUUUUGGGAAUUGGAGUCUAUUGGAAUUAUCGACCAGAAGAAGAAACUAUCUAGUGAAGAAGAUGAAGCACUACAGCAAUUCCAAUCAACCAUUAACUUUAAAGAAAACAGGUAUGAAGUUGGUCUACCGUGGAGAUCGAAUGCUCCAAAGUUGUUGCCGAACUACCAACAAGCUUCAAAACGGUUAACAAGAGUUGAAGAAAUGCUACGCCAAAAUGAGAGAAAGGAAACUAUGUACAAAGAAGCUAUGAAUCAGUACACCAAARAUGGUCAUGCCAGAGAAAUAACAGAGGAGGAUCAACAAGCAAGCAAGAUAUACUAUCUACCUCAUCACCCUGUCUUUCGUGAAGAUAAGACGACUACAAAAUGUCGAGUGGUAUUUGAUGCAUCUGCUAAAAAUCGUCAAGGAAUCUCACUUAAUGACUGUCUUCUACCAGGACCAGCUUUACAGCCCAAUCUGGUGUCAAUCCUGCUUCGUUUCCGGUUGCACAGAAUAGCGAUGWUGGCAGACAUAAGAAAGAUGUUUCUGCAAGUAAAACUAGCAUUAGAGGACCAGAAUGUUCAUCGUUUCCUGUGGAGAGAAAGCCAAGAUGAAAGUCCAAAGACCUACUGCAUGACGAGAGUAACGUUUGGUGUAGUAAGCAGUCCAUUUGAAGCCAUAGCAACUGUACAGCACCAUGCCAAAGCUAACGAAGAUAAGUUUCCAACAGCUGCWAAAGAAGUGGUAAAGAAUAUGUACGUGGAUGAUUACUUAAGUGGAGAAGAAGAUGAAGAUAAAGCAUAUUUCUUGCACAAAGACCUGUAUGAUAUGAUGAAAGYUGGUGGCUUUGAAUUAGUAAAGUGGUAUACUAAUUCCGAAGAACUGAAGGAUCGCAUUUCACCAGAGCUUAGAGGUCCAACUACACUGGUAGAGCUGAAGAAUGAAGCAGAACCCCUAAAAGCCCUUGGCAUAUCUUGGCAUACAAGCAAAGAUAUUUUCCUGUUUAAUCAAGGAGAAAAUCUCAUUCAGGUGAAAGACCAAAUAACAAAGCGAAGUAUCAUCAGCAUAGCAUCGAAGCUGUUUGAUCCAUUAGGAUUUCUCAGUCCUUACACAAUAAGAGCAAAGAUCCUUUUCCAAGAAUUGUGGUUAAAAGGCAUCCAAUGGGAUGAGCCAUUAGAUGAAGCGAUAAGUGAAGAAUGGCAAAAGUGGAAGGACGAACUUGUUGCCUUGAAAGAUAUCCAGAUAACUCGAUGUUUUUAUGCAGAACAAAGUCAGAUAUUGAAGACAGAGCUACAUGGUUUCAGCGACGCAAGUCAAAAGGCCUAUGGAGCUGUAGUGUAUCUCAGAAGCAGAGAUGACAAAGACAACAUCAGAACACAUCUGGUCAUGGCAAAAAGUAAAGUUGCACCAACCAAACGUAUAUCGCUCCCAAGACUGGAGCUAUUAGCUGCAUAUAUUCUGUCUAAGCUGAUCAGGUUUAUCAUGGAGUCAUUAAAUAUGGAAGUUCGAGAUGUGGUGUGUUSGUCUGACAGUAAAGUUGUUCUUGCGUGGAUUUGUCAACCUAGCCACAAGUGGAAAGUUUUUGUAGCUAACCGAGUGCAAGAAAUUCAAGAAAAGGUYCCUCCAGAGAAAUGGCGUUUCUGUCCUGGUCACUUCAAUCCCGCAGACUUACUCACCCGAGGAGAACAUCUUACUAGUCUCAUUGAUAACGAAGUCUGGUGGAAUGGCCCAAAAUGGCUAAAGGAGUCUCAGGAAAAUUGGUCAGAACGAGAAGUACAACUUCCAUGUGCAGGUGCAUUAGAAACAACCCAACAAGACAUGUAUCUUUCRGAAGCAAAAGGAAAGAACGCUGUUGCAUUAACAAGUAAAAAGUUCUAUGAGCUGCAAGAUAGAUAUGAAUCCUGGCAACGGUUAGUUCGAAUCACUGCAUGGUUACUCAAGUGGUCACGUUUAYGUAAGCAACCCAAGAAAGCGCACUUGACUGCACAUGAAAUCAAAGAAGCAGAAAAUUCAUUGCUAAGACAAGUGCAGAGAAACACCUUUGCUGAUGAAAUAAAAGAGCUAAAGCAAGGCAAACAAGCUUCCAAAAGUAGCAGCAUUGUUAAACUAGAUCCUCAACUUGACAAAGAGAAGGAUCUUCUUGUGGUUGGUGGACGUCUACAAUUCGCGCAAAUCCCAGAAGAAAUGAAACAUCAAAUCAUAAUUCCUCAUAAGAACAAAGUGAUCGAAAAGCUAAUAUUACAUGUACAUGCAAAGGCUCAGCAUGCAGGACCAGAAACGACAUUGGCAAUUCUACGCCAGAGAUAUUGGCCUACACAAGGAAGAAGAGAAGUAAAACGAGUUUUGCACAAUUGCUUGAUUUGCAAACAUUGGACAACAAAGCCAGUCCAACAGAAGAUGUCCCCACUUCCUUUGGAAAGAGUUCAAAUAGUUCCACCAUUUACAAAUAUUGGUCUUGAUUUUACUGGUCCUUUGUAUCUGAAAACGGAAGGAAAAGCAAAGUUAAUCAAGGCUUACAUUUGCAUAUUUGUUUGCGAAGAUUCGAGAGCGGUUCAUCUGGAACUCACAAACAACAUGACGACAGAGGAAUUUCUGCAGGCUUUUCGGCGCAUGGCCAAUCGUCGUGGAGUGCCUAAAGUCAUACAUUCAGACAACCAAACAACCUUUCACAAAGCAGCGAAAGUAUUCAAAAUAUYAAAACWGAAGUCCAAGCUUUCUAAAAUUGAUGYUAAAGAGGUGGAAAAGAAACUAGCCAGUGAAAAGGUAACUUGGAAGUUCAUCACGGAAAGAGCAAGUCAUAGAGGAGGUCAUUGGGAAAGAGUCUGUCGUCAGAUUAAAGAACCACUUAGACGAGUUUUAGGAAAGGCGCUGCUAACAUACACAGAAAUGUACACUGUGCUUACAGACAUAGAAGCUAUUAUCAAUUCCAGACCGUUGACUUACAUUGGAGAUGAUAUAAGAGAUGGCAGAAUAAUAACGCCUGCACUGCUCRCUGUUGGUAGAGAUCUUAAUCAAAUUCCAGAUGAGCCUAAUCAAGAGAUCAAAUUGGCAGAUCGUUAUUCUUAUCAGCAGCAGCUUAAGAAUCAUUUUUGGAAUCGCUGGAUUCGUGAAUACCUACCCCGCCUUACUGUUCGCCAAAAAUGGACACRAGAAAUGGUUCCAUUAAAAGAGAAUGAUGUCGUAUUGAUCACAGAUGAUAAUAUACCCAGAGGGCAAUGGAAACUAGGAAAAAUAGAUCAAACUUUUCCUGGAGCUGAUGGUCUAAUUAGAACUCGAGUUAUGGCAUAUAAAAAGUUUGCGUUUUGA
Molecule: messenger RNA, 4194 nt
Organism: Actinia tenebrosa (Australian red waratah sea anemone)
Lineage: Eukaryota; Metazoa; Cnidaria; Anthozoa; Actiniaria; Actiniidae
Biological process (GO): proteolysis; DNA integration
Molecular function (GO): aspartic-type endopeptidase activity; nucleic acid binding
Source: RefSeq, a predicted model, not a curated record